AUGGAUUUCCGGCUCUCCACCUUCAGAUUAAACCAAUUCCAACACCAAACGUCUCGUCGGACGAUUGCGAUCGCUGUUCUUAUCAAUUUGGCCGUAAUUAUCAAUUACGUUGUGACUGUUUACGUUGUUAUGUGGCCUGAGGAUCAUUUCACUCGUCUUGUUGAAAACACUAUAAAACUCCAUGAUUUAGACAUAACCACUGUGACUUUUAUCGGAUUAUCCAUGAAGUACGGUAUGAACACUUUAAAUAUUGCACUAAUGCUGGAUAUGAUCGCUGUUAUGGUGCUCAUGGAGUGCAUACAUUUCUUCUGUGCGAAAAGUAUAAACAAUUUCCUCAAAAAAUCCACUAAAUCGCGUAAAUCACAAAGCAUACACCGUCAAAUGCUUAUUUUAUUGGUGGUACAGAUAGCGAUGAAUAGUGCAACCUACUCAGUUGUAAUCCAAGUGAUUUCGUUGCUAUCAUCCGUAAUGAAUAUCCUACUAAUUUUCCUCUACUUCCGUUGCCCUCUUAAAAAUAUGAAAAUCUACAAAUAUGUGUUUAUUCUUACGGCAAUUCAAGAUCUAAUAGCAUCACUGUCCAUACUGUUAACGGUUCCGAGACCAAUGUCACGUAAUUCGUAUUUGAUUUUUAUCGCCAUCGGGUUCAUGUCCAAAUUUCCUUACGGUCAAGUUUUACUCAUAAUUUUUUCCGUAAUGAUGUGCUUAUCGCUAGUUAUUCUAGCGAAUAGUUUUGUUUAUCGUUAUAUCCAUGUCUGCAAGUUACAAUAUUCCGAUAUUUACACACGAAAAGAAUAUAAAUUGAUUAUGUGUGCGGUAAACGCAUUUCUUCUAUUGAAUUGUGGUAUUGUGAUGGUGGAAUGCUUCUGGCCUAAUUAUCAUUUUCGAGAACAACUCUACAGUGAGAAAAUAAAUAUCGAUGUAAAUGCUUUGGAGGAGAAGAGUUUCUUAGGGUUCUCCAAAGAGCACUCUUUCACCAGCCUCACUGUUGUCCUUAUGAUAGACGGUUUACUAAUGAUGGUAGUAUUCUCGAUAGCAGGAAUAUAUGGAGCUUUUCGAAUUCGUUACACAUUAAAAAAGACUUCAAUGAGCGAGAAGACGAAGAAUAUGCAUCAAAAAAUGUUCCGAAUACUACUUGUACAGUGCGUUUGUCCAAUAUUAUUCCUGUACGCACCGAUAUGCGUAUGUCUUGUACGUCUUCGCGUAUCGCAGUACGACGCAAAUGUGACCGAUACGAUUGGAAUCAUUUUCUUUACGUAUCCGUUGCUUAAUCCGAUUGUAACCAUAUCUUUUGUAAAAGAUUAUCGAACUUUUGUAAUUAGUCUAGUUACGAAUAGACAGCAUAUUCGCCGCGGGACCGCUAACAGCCGUACAAUUGGAAUGGUGUUUACGACAUCGCAUUUCGAACAUACAUAG
Necator americanus (New World hookworm) is the source of this 1413-nucleotide messenger RNA. RefSeq lists its product as uncharacterized. The coding region runs from base 1 to 1413 and encodes 470 amino acids. The record is from RefSeq and is a predicted model, not a curated record. Lineage: Eukaryota; Metazoa; Nematoda; Chromadorea; Rhabditida; Ancylostomatidae. The transcript is spliced from 7 exons.